This is a messenger RNA of Blastomyces dermatitidis ER-3, 5020 nucleotides long. RefSeq names its product cell division cycle 14. The coding region runs from base 526 to 2373 and encodes 615 amino acids. The transcript is spliced from 3 exons. Gene Ontology annotation, molecular function: protein serine/threonine phosphatase activity; protein tyrosine/serine/threonine phosphatase activity. The record is from RefSeq and is a predicted model, not a curated record. Gene Ontology annotation, biological process: microtubule cytoskeleton organization; regulation of exit from mitosis; positive regulation of cytokinesis. Lineage: Eukaryota; Fungi; Ascomycota; Eurotiomycetes; Onygenales; Ajellomycetaceae. Gene Ontology annotation, cellular component: mitotic spindle; centrosome; mitotic spindle midzone.
GCGCCGCCUUUAUUAUUAUAUUAUUAUUAUGAUCGGUGCUGGACCAUCGCAGACCAGACGGACAACCGUUUUCUCUGACUUCAACCACCUGCACCACGACGCUCGAACAACUUCUCUGCCUUGUCUCUCGUCUCUCCCCAUCUCUAUGCUCCAGGACUGCUCUCCUGUCCUCCCUCCCUCCUCGUCUCUAUCACGGCUUUAUCAUACCUCGUGGAAGCAUUGUUAGCCCUGUCCCCGUCAACCUAAACAUAUCACCUCUCUUAUCACUACCAAAAUAAAAAAAGGAAAAAGAAAAAGAAAAAGAAAAAGAACCCAUUGAGGAUCAUGCCCCUCUGACACACGAGUGCUCAUCCUAUUCUUCCCUUCUCCCCUUUUUGCCACGGGCUGUAUAUUCUUUCUCCGUUGUCAUUCUCUUGCUCAAUUGUAUCAUUUUUUGCGACUCUGAAGCCGUGGACAUACGAGCACCAUUUUUAAUUCAAGAAAACAACCUUUGUCUUCCCCCAAGCCUCCCAAUCGGCUCCUAAGAUGCCUUGUAUGACGGGAUCCUAUGGUCAGGUGAUUGAGUAUAUCCAAGACCGGCUGUAUCUCGCAUCCUAUACCCGCCAACCAAGCGAAUACGCCCCUUUCCCGUACCCUAAGCAACCAAAGUCUCCAAGCAAGAGGUCUUCUAGGGUUCAUGGAGGAUCUUCCGUCUCCGGCCCCAAGAACCCCCCCGUAUAUUUCACGGUUGAUGACAAGCUUCUUUACAACGCCUUUCAUGCCGAUUUUGGCCCGCUGCACAUCGGUCACCUGUACCGUUUUGCUGUCUACUUCCAUGAGAUAUUAGGUGACCCCGCAAAUAACGAUCGGCCAGUGGUCUUCUGGAGCAAGCCUGAUUCUAGGAGCCGCGCCAAUGCCGCUUGCUUAGUUGCAUGCUAUAUGGUCCUGAUACAAUCCUGGCCGCCUCAUUUGGCUCUGGCACCCAUUGCACAGGCAGACCCCCCGUAUAUGCCUUUUAGAGACGCGGGAUAUAGUCAGGCAGAUUUUGGCUUGACAAUUCAGGAUGUGGUGUAUGGGGUGUGGAAGGCGAAGGAGGAAGGGCUUUGCGGGCUGAAGGAUUUUAGUCUGGAAGAGUAUGAAAAAUUCGAGCGGGUGGACAUGGGAGACUUCAACUGGAUUACUCCAGACUUCCUCGCAUUUGCAUCCCCACAACAUCAGCCGAUUGCCCCAAUCCCGCAAAACACACCGGAAUUUGCGGCCUUGCCUUCAACCAUAACCGAAGUGCUUGUUUCUGAUCUACCCGAACCUUUCAAGAAUAUCCUCUCUCACUUUUCGUCUCGGAAUAUCGGCCUGGUCGUUAGAUUAAAUUCAGAGCUAUAUAGCCCGUCGAAUUUCACCGCGAUGGGGAUUAGCCAUAUUGAUAUGAUUUUUGAGGAUGGGACUUGUCCGCCCCUCACUCUGGUCCGACGGUUCAUCAAGAUCGCUCAUGACAUGAUCCAUAAGAAAAAAGGAAUAGCGGUGCAUUGUAAGGCGGGGUUGGGUCGCACAGGCUGUCUGAUUGGGGCAUAUCUGAUUUAUCGCCAUGGUUUCACAGCCAAUGAGGUUAUUGCUUUCAUGCGGUUCAUGAGACCAGGAAUGGUCGUCGGACCUCAACAACAUUGGCUUCACCUGAACCAAGGCAGUUUCCGGGAAUGGUGGUUUGAGGACUGCUUCAAGGAGAAACUAGCCCUGGCAAACCCAACAACACCCGGCAGGGCUUCACAAAAACAACAGCGCAUAGUAAGCAGCAAUGGGCAAACAGCCACCCCACCCAAUCCUAGCCACCCAAAACGACAUGCUCUGGGUGAGAUUGAUAACAAUGAAGCGUCUGGCUACGCUGAUGAUACCCUUCCUGCUCCCACGCCGGGACAACCACGCAAAUCACACCGGAAAGAAAGGCACCACCCUUAUGCACGUGCUGUAUCUACAGGAUUAGGAAACGAGGCGGGAGUGGAGGCAAGUGCUUCAAAGAAUGGACCAAAGAGGGAGGGUAGCCUCCGUAAAUUGGUGGAACAUAAUAGUAAUAGCGAGAGCGAGGAGGAACUUCAACUGCAGAUGCUUGCCAGACGGGCCUCGUCGCGAACACCGGUAUCACCAUCCCAGCAGCGGUCAACGAGCCAUUCCGCUACUGUGAGUCUGAGUAUCCAUGAAGACGUGGAGAACUAUGCGGACGGCGCGGUUGUCUCGAGCCAGCCGAAGAGCUCGCCUGUUGCUAAGAGUGGGAGCGGGAUAUUGGGCGUAGGCAAGGUUCGCGGCAGCCCGCGGCGGGGACUAGAUGGCAAGACAGCGGAUAAGGGGGUGCGAAAGCAUAGUGGGCGGAUUGGGAGCGCGGGGACAGCGACUAGGUUGAAAUAAUGAUGUGGGAUAUGCAUGUGCUGGGAUAUUAUAUACGCUUGCCUUUGGGAUCACUCUAUAUUCGGACCUGCCCGUCGCUACAUCGAUGGCCACCCACCAACCAGCCAACUCUACUUCUAAACUUACCUGUCCGUUAUUUGUACAGAUCACAGCUUGCAAUUCCCGUUUUUGAGCUCUUCUUUUUUUUUUUUUUUAACGGCUGCAACUAACUGAACUGCAUUUGUGGCUUUGCUGGCAAGGCGUUGUUGUUUGGAGUUUUAUGAUUUUACCCCUUUUCCUGUUGUGUUGAAUGUUGCCUGGGUUCGGUUGCUGUUGUUGCCUUGUUUAUUAAACUUUUUUUUUUUUCUUUUUCAUAUAUAUAAAUAACGAAGAGGAUUCUUCAUGGAUUUGAUUGAUUGGUUGAUUGAUUGAUGGAUUUGUUUUUUAAUAGUGAUGAUAUUAUUUUAUGGCGAUGAUGAUAUAUUAGUUGUUGUGGUUUCCGGUAGCCAUGCUGUUGGGGGGGAGAUACCGAUGUUUGUUUGUUCGAAUGGCUAAGGGGAACGGGUAUUUGCUUGACGAUAAUGACUUAAUUUCUCCUUGUGAAAGUUUUUCGUGAUCUUUAUUUUAGGUUAUAAUCGUCCUGUGUUAAAAACGUGAGACAAGCUAGAGAAGAAGAGUAGGAGAAAGGCUAGGUGUUUGAAGUGGUGGCGAUUAAUGUACACGUACUUGUACUUGUACUGUAUGGGCUGAUUGAUGGUGGCUUCUUUCUACGGCUUCUGAUUUUUCUGUCUUAUUUUCCUCUCUCUCUUUUUUUCUCCUUCGUUUCUGAAAGCGUUGCUGCUCAUUCUUAGAUAUAAAGUUGACGCUUGGCGCUUAGUGGGGCGGGACAAGGCGGCUAGUAAAAUGCCAAGACGGGAAUCUCCACUUCGGCUGGCGCUAAUUUGUUUACCGAGAAGGGAUUCGGGAAAGAUCCAUGGAUGGAUGCUCAAAGGUUUGAAGAUAUACAUGACAUGGAAAGGAAAUGAUUCCUCUAUGGUGAUGUUCUUGAAGCGGAUGCAUAUUUUCCCCUGAAAACAGAUUCUUUGCUUGAUGGUACACGCUGUAAAAGAUAUUUUUCUAUGAGUUUGAUAUCCAAUCGACAAAUCAGCAGUAGUCCCAGCCCAAAAAUUCAAAAAUUCAAACUCCACACUUGGAACCGCUCCAUUCAUUCCGGAUAUGUAUGUGCCUGCGGCCGCAUUCACCCAUUCAAAUCCAUAGCCGUCUUCGCCCGCUUCCAAUAAUCCCUUCUCUGGUCGGUAACCUCCGUCCAUACACAUCUCGUCAAAUAUUUCUCCCACCCUUCCUGGGAACCAGACUGCAGCCCUUUCCGCACUUCCGGUGAGCAUUGGUUGACCAUAAACCAUGCUGCGGACCCAAAGUCGUGGUCAUCGCUUUUGAGGAGGAGGUUCAGGACUGCGUCCUUGUCGCCCUUGACCUUUGCUAGCUCAUCCUUGAUCUCGUCGAGGGAUUCGGCGUAUUUGGCGUUGUUCUCGGCAACUUGCAUGUUUCGUGCUGGGUUUCUGACGUUAGCUGGCUAUUUUCAUGCUUCUCUCUUUACUUCCUUGAUUGGCUACUAUGCUUUGUCGCGGAGAAUGGGAUACACAAAAGGGGGAAGGUCGGAUAUGGAAAAAUGAAGAGUAAAACAUACUUCCCUGCCCCGCCGUCACGGGGAAAUGACUUCUCCUAUAUGCAAACUCUGCCGUUUCAUACGCCAUCAAACUUAGCAGCGCUGCCUUCUCGGCUGCGGAUUCGAUCUUGUACCUCUUGAAGGAAUUCAGAAUAGGUCCCACCGCUUGCGCUGCGCUGCGACAUUCACCCGAGGCAUCCUUGAGGUCGACGCAAGGCUCCCGGGCGGACCUGGGUGCGAUGAUCUUUAGUAUUUCGAUCAUCACAUUUUUGUCGGCGCCGUUGUCGGUUUUGGGGGUGUCUGCUUGUUGGUCAGCUGGUGGGUCGUCGAAGCAGUCAGCAUGGGCGGUUAUGAGGUGGAGCGAGAGCAGGAGGGUGGUUGAGAGAAGAUUUAGAUGCAUGAUUGAGUAGCGUUUGGUUUGUUUUUGUUUUUCUUUCUUAUCGUGUUUUCGUGGCAAGAUUGUUGAGUUUCUUCUCAAAUGUGUAACUGGCAGGACCUCAUGUAAAUGUGGAGUUUUUAUGAAGUAGAGAUUUAUGGAUAUAUGGCUAAUGAAAAUCUUUUCCCCUGAUAGAACUUGGGGAAAGUGAAAGGCAUUUAUAUAUCCCUAGAUGUGUUUUAUAUAAAGGGUGACGUGAAGCGUGGCUGUCGUCGUCGACGCUCUUCUCUUGAAGUUGAACAUGUUCUAUCGAGCGGACAAAGCAUUCACUGAAAGUCGCCAUCUCUUGAAGAAAUCCGCUGAAUUUCCACGGAGAGGAGAGCUGCUGAAUGAUGUGAGUAACGAGUGUUUCAAACUGCCUAUACCAGUCGCGAGUGAUCGGUCUAAAACGAUUCAACCCGGUGAAGCCAUGCAAGGGAUAUUCCCUAGCUAUCGUGUUGCUUGCUUAUUUUCGAGUUUUGCCUUUCGGUAGCUGGCAAUAAGGACUGUAUGUUGUUCUUUGACCUUUUAUCCCAUGUCGCCUUUGUUUCGGAAAUAUUCUCUUUGCCAUUAAGUCACUUGGUAGC